UACCGCACACACCGACGCAAAAACGGUGACGCGUUCGGUGUUCCUAAUAAUCUGUCUCCGACCAUCAUCAACCGCCCUCCUCUCCUCACCMUCCUCUCCUCCUAUCUCUCUGCGUCCCGCCGCUUCUCUUCACUCUUCGCGGUGGUUCCGGUGCCAGGACUUAUCGUCGCGCACACCGAGCGCACUGUUYCCUUUUUGACCCCCUCUUCCCUCCCAACACAACAGGCGUUGCUUCACGAUUUCAACCUCCAAGAUCGGGAUUUUUUAUUUUUUUUUUGAGAGAGAGAGAGAUCAAUGUAUAAAUAAAAUAAAUAAAUAAAACAAAAAUGACUUGAGAGAUGUAGUGUGAACGGCGGCUCUGGGAGAAGCUGCUGAACGCGCCGUGCGUAACAGGGGGAAGCAGGUGGAUGGAGAGGCUGGCGGGAUGCGGCUUUCCGGCGGGUCGGAGCCCCAUUUGGGAGCGGAGGGACUCGGCGUGCUCUACCGUGGGACAACCCGGACGCGACACAGUGACGAUGGAGCUUUCUGAUUUAAACAUUGACUUUGCUCUGUUUUACUUCCUCUGUACCGCUGGAAUGUGAUCAUUGUGGCUCCUUGAACAUAAAAGUCCCCAGUCAUCCCAGUCCCCAGAUCCCCAAACCCUUAGACUACAAAGUUUCCACUUGCCUCUACCCUUGGCUGCUGUUUWUUUCCCCCAGUUUAAAACCUUAAUGAAUCCUUUUAACCUUAUUAUUAUUCAGUGAAAUCAGUGCUUUGAGGCAGUGRAGUAAAACACAUUACCAUCCUCCUUUUAUGACUCCCAUCUUUCAUACCAAGUUUAUCUUAAAGCCAUAAGACCUUCUGAUUCAAGUCUUUGAGUCAUGGCCUUGGAUGUGUGGCCCUACAUCCCACCGUCCCCCAACAUCACCAUCCCCGAGCCCCUCCUGUACGACAUCUACAACCAGGAGAAUGACUCGGACCCAAGCGCCAACUUCUCGGACACCAGAGAGCUCCAUCAGGACAAGACCAGCUCGGUCGUCCUCACCUUCAUCCACUUCAUGGUGUGUGCCGUGGGACUAUGCGGCAACACCUUGGUGAUCUAUGUGAUCCUACGCUACGCCAAGAUGAAGACGGUGACCAACAUCUACAUCCUGAACCUGGCGGUGGCGGACGUCCUGUGCAUGAUGAGCCUGCCGUUCAUCGCUCUGCAGCUGGCGCUGGUCCGCUGGCCCUUUGGAGAGGCUCUGUGCCGUGUGAUCAUGACCGUAGAUUCUCUCAAUCAGUUCACCAGCAUCUUCUGUCUCAUGGUGAUGAGCAUUGAUCGCUACCUGGCCGUGGUUCACCCCAUUAGGUCCACCAAAUGGCGGAAGCCCCGUAUUGCCAAACUAAUCAACGUCACAGUGUGGGGCGUCUCACUGAUAGUCAACCUACCAACUAUGAUCUUCAGCGGCCUGAACCAACUGCCGGUGUGCGGGAUAGUGUGGCCCGAGCCCCAGGACCUCUACUACAAGAUCUUCAUUUUCUACACCUUCUCCAUUGGAUUUUUCAUGCCCCUAGCAGUGAUAUGUCUGUGCUACCUGCUCAUAAUAAUCAAGGUGAAAUCGUCCGGAAUACGAGUGUGUUCCUCCAAGCGAAAGCGUUCCGAGCGCAAGGUGACGCGGAUGGUGUCCAUUGUGGUGGUGGUGUUCGUCCUCUGCUGGCUACCUUUCUACAUUUUCAACGUCACCUCCGUCACCAGCUCCAUAACGCCCACCUCAGCGGUGAAGACUUCGUUCGACUUCGUGGUGGCGCUGGGCUAUGCCAACAGCUGCGCCAACCCCAUCCUGUACGCUUUCCUGUCCGACAACUUCAAGAAGAGCUUUCAGAAUGUUCUGUGCCUGAAGAAGGUGGCGGGCCUGGACGAGAUAGAGCGCAGCGACAGCCGGGCGGACCGGAGCCGGAUGGUUAACGAAGCCAUGCUCAUCAAUGCCAACCUGGAGACCCAUAACUCCGCCCUGCUCAACGGCGAGCUGCAGACGAGCAUCUGAUUGGCGAGGGAGCAGCGACGACAUCCAAAGAGGCGAAGAAAGCAAUGGGGCCGCUGUCCGUUCAAAUUGCAAGGCCAUGACAAUGAUGUAACAGCAGCUCAUGGACACAUGAGCAAAGUCUGACAGAAAAAUAAACAGUUUCUUGAGGGGUUCGUAGAGUUCACAGAAAGUGCAUUGGCUCCAUUUAUAGACUCCUGACGAUGGGGUAAACGAGGCAACCUGUUUACCUUCGAAUCGACUGAAAGAAUGAAAGAUUUAUUUUUGGUUGAAAUAAGAGUGCUUGUGGUGCCUGUCAGUUUCACUCUUCAGAGAUCCAAGCAAACGGUAAGAUGAGAUAGACUGCUGCGGACAUGUUGUGAAGAAAUACAAGAGCAACAUUGCCCUGUAUCGGCUGGAGAGUAGUCCGAAUUAGAUCGACAACCUCUACUGAAAUCACCUUCGCAAAGACGGAAACAACAAAGGAAUACUUAUAUUUUCUGUAGCCUUUUAGUUGCGAGAGACUGAAACCGCCGCCCACAGACAACAAGUGUUACUGUAUAUUUUACUCAUGUCAGCUUAUUAGUUUGGUUGUUUAGAACUGAAAGGGGGAACAAAGAGGUAUCCUUUUAUCUACUGACGGAUUCUGUUCUCGUUUGUCUGGCUUUUAUCUUCACGGAAGGAGUAGCGGCGACUCAUAAGCACCAAUUCAACAUCUCGGAUUAAUGAUCAAGGAUGGGAAAUCAUUUCCGCARGCAGACUAACCUUGCUUCUCCAAAACAACUUGACUUUGUACAUAGCAAACAGAUUUCGAGGAAACUUUGCAACAAAGUGAAAUUAUUGCUUCAUGUGUGUCCAAGAAUUAAAUAGAUUUUAAUGGCAAGGCAAACUUCUACAUAUUCUUGCCAAAUGAAGUCGGUGAUAUGUACAGUAGAGGUCUACUUGAUCCUGACUUUUACAGGAGUCGUCACUUGCGCCGCUGCGAAGGGCCCUAUAUCUAUUUGUACAGUGUUGUGUUUCGGCAAGCGUGCUGCUUCGUGGUAAAACGUGACCCUCUGAUUCCCGUUUGGUUUGGUCAGSCUAUGUAUGAGAGGGUGUCCACAUUUCCCAGAAGGCURAAAAAUGCGUCACGCGUCUGAACAAGGGGGACAGAGACAAUGAARCACACAGAGAGUAGRAAAAAGGGAGACAUACGUGCGUGAUGAAGAUAAAGUUUAAAAAGGCUGUGGUGGGAUGUAUGAAUCAAAGAGAAUAGCAGAAAGUAAGGUCCUUGAAUAUGUGGGUGAGUGAGUAAGGCUGGAUAAAAAACACUUAUUCAAGUUCUUCACACUUGCAUAAGUGUGAAGAACAAGCAUUAUGUAACACAUACAUUUAUACAUAUAUAUAUAAACACAUUCAUUUCAGUACAUUAAAAUAGUACUGGAAAGUUAAUUUAUUCCAAAUUAAAAWGUCAAAUCCAUAUAUAAAUUGAUCAAUUUUGAUGAUUUAUUGCUUACAGCUAAGAAAAUCCCAAAUGUAGUUGUUCAAAAAAUAAAUAUUAGAAAUAUUAUAUAAAACCAUAAGAACUUUAGGGRAAGGGGCUCCUCUGAAUGAAUUACUGCAUCAGUAUAGCAUGGUAUGGCAGAAAUCAACCUAUGGCUCCUUUUAGGUCUUAAGAAAGGCUUAAGGGUGUUUUCACACCUGAUGGAAGGUGGGCUCUAUUUGAUAGGGGACCUAAAAAUGACAUUUGUUACAUUUUCUUCUGUUGCAGUUUGCUUUCAUACCACACUCAAACCAGCCAAACCCCUUUGAGGAACCUGUUCCCCCUCUUGCCUGUGUACUGCACCAAGAACCACUAAAGGAAAUGACAAAAAAAACUGAAGAGGUUUUUGAGAGGUUCUGAGCACAACUUSUCCCUUCACAAAAUGUGAACAAAAAUGGAGAUUUUAGCGGUUGUAGGAUUUCGCUUUUGUCUUUGGCAAAAAAAAAUCACGAGCCAUUUGUUCUGCUUGCUCUAGAGACUGAUGCAUUUAUUUUGGUUGUAUAUACCCAGAAUGUCCUAUGGUUAGCUUCCUGCUUUUGGAGAGGCCUCCUKUUCGCUUGGCAUUCAUAUAUGCAUUCARUUCACACUGSAGUUUAUUUCAACCAAACAGAGACCUAGGUUUGCUUUUUUGGUCCACAUCAGAGUUUGAUUGCGCAUUCACAACUCCACGAACCAACCGGACUUUCUUGGCAAACGAACUAGAGUUUGAUUAAGAUGGACUAAACAGGACUAAUGUGAAUGCGCCCUUCGUGUCCUUAGGCUUAUCUGCAUUGUGCUGUUCUGGUGUCUCUCAUUUCGAUUCUAUAGGGUUAWGGGCAGGUGUGUUUGCUGUCCAGCCAAGCACACUGAUCCCAUUGUCAAUCAAUCUGGUAUUGGUACUUUUAUCCUUCUGGAGAAUGAAAYGAGCAUUUCCAUACACUUGCCAAUGGAGGGUAGCAUUAAGCACCUUAUAAUCUACUAGCAAGGUUUUUCACUUGAUAAAAGGUUUUGGGCCAACAAAAGAGAAUGACAUGCAAAUCAUCCCUGAAUGUGGACCUUCACACUGAACCUGAAACUACUUGGAUUCUGUGCCUCUUCACUCUAAAAUUUYMUUUCUUCUACAAAGACAACUUUGGAUCACUGAGCAGUAGUUCUUCUAGAACCAUCUGAUUUAUGUGGUUCAGGAUUGAUUUGACAUGAGAGAUAUGAGUUUUGCUCCAUAUCCCAGGUAUCCUUGUGUGUCGGCUCUUGAAGCUCUGAAUCCAUCCACAAAUGUCUUUAAGCUUUGCUUUACAGUCCUUUAAAGGCACGUACAUCUGUCUGUUCUGCAGAUUUCCUCUCCACUUCAAAAUGCCAUUGACAUGCUUGUUUAGAAUACUCUGCCAGGUUAUUUACCUUUUCAGGCUUACACUCCCUGUAGAGGGCAUUGAUGACUUUCAGCUUCACCACAGUCAAGUCAGCAGUCUUUCACACAAUUGUGAAGGCAUUUGCACCACGUUACUUUACUAAAGAUUAUUUUCUUGUUGGUCUCAUAUUGAGUUUUCAUCAGCUAYAAACCAUAAUCAAAAAAAUUAACAGAAUCAAACUUGACUUGAGCUGUUUUUUUAAGCACUCUGAGUUUAAUGUAAUGUAUUUGACUUUCUUAAAUUGGCAUUAACAUUUUAGUAUUCGGAAUUAUUCAAUUGCACCUUUACAGUCUGUAUGCUGCCUGUCUGGUGAUUAGCAUUGCCUCCAUACCCAGUGUCCUCUAUUGCACCUCAUUAGUCUCGUUAUUCUGUUUUUCAUUUGUCACAAAACCAAGAAAAAUAUUUGCAUACAUUACCCUCGGGGUAAACGUGACCCUCAACAAGAGAAAGAGCGCGAAUGAGAGAAUUUCUACAAAAUUGGAAUGAGUCAUCCAAGACGGCCAGAGGUGAGCAGAACUGAACUGUAAUCCUGAAAAAAAUKAUUUCUUUUUUUUUCAGGAUUACUUCUCAUCGUCACCUCGUUCAAGGUGACGAUGAGAAGAACUGAUCCUACAGAAACUGUGUCACACUCAAACAUGAAUAUGCAAUCCUGAGCAUGGUUGGAUGCCUAAUUGGAAAUGAGCAGAAAGAAAUGUGAAUAAAGUUAAUACAGUGGAAAACAAUAUGUACACUUAAAAAGUAUAUGCCACUUAAUCCGAAGCAAGAAAAGCAGAAGAAAAAGUUAUAGCCAUAGGAUGUCAGUUAUAUCUUCACUUUUCGCCAACAAAUUCAAUAUUAGUGUCUUGUACUAAAAAUCAAGACAUAAAUGGUUUCUAUUGUAGAAGUUUGUCACAGCAUAAACUAUCAGAGACUCCUUUAAAACAGAAGGUGGUUCUCUCUACAUCAGAUGAUUUUAGUCAUGGUGGUUCCGGUUAAUUCUACAGUAUGCAUUCUCAUUAGAACCAUGAGAUUAGCUAUAAUUACACAAGUCAAGUGCCCCCAAGUCAAGGUUUGUUUUGUACAUGCUUGUUGUUUGGAUUGUUGUUAGCUGGAAUUGGGUCAUUGGUUCCAUARGGAACCAAUGGUUGUGUAGAGUUACAGUUUAUUCCAAAAUUAUUUAUACUGCUUUUUAUUUAUUAAUUCAACCAAGUUUGUUACUGACAGGAAAUGACACAGGCGUCUCUCAAAAGAUAAAAUAAUUAUUACUUCUGAAUAUACAUAAAACAUUUUAAUUGCAUUAGUGCAGUCAAACCCUUCUUGCAACUGCUUUUUUAUGUCUUCAGUUGUAUUUUUUUUCCUGGUAUAUUUAUUUAGUGUUAAGCACCAAAUCUUUGAGGCUGGAAGGCCUCCUUGAAAUCACCCUAAUCUUUAGCUCUGUCCACAGAUUAAUAAACAUUUGUGCUACUAAGCUAAGUGUAGUUCCACAAAACUCACUUAGCUGAGAAAACAGCGACAAACUGCAUAAUUGUGAAAGUCUAGAUUAUUAAUCUGUUCUAUAGAUUUGUAUUCCAUAAAUGUAGACAUUUCCAGUGUCUAGACUUGUUUUAAAAUUGGGAAACCCAUUUGACUAGCUAUUAGCCUUCCUUCUCUCUGGGGAUUUAUCAACAUUUUUACAAACUCACUGCCAAAUGAGUCCUGUGUGGUCCAAAUAGUUGAACCCCUAUUGAUACUUUAAUUUAAAUUGACUUUUGAUUAAAAAGGGUGAAGGAUUCCUAUCACAUACCUGCAUUUAGCAGGCCUAUGUGUAAGCCAAGAAAACUACAUUCUUGUCAUUUUGUCAUUUGCCUUAGUUUUAUUUCCUAUGCAUCUCAUUCUGCAGAGUAUAAUMAACUAGAGGCAAUUAUUAGAAUGUUUGAGACAUCUUAGGGUUUGUGUAUUAGACUUAGCAUAUGCUAAAGAAUGCUAGUAAGUGUUAGCAGUGAGYUCAGAACAAAYAUUAGGCAACUUCUUAGCCUGGUUAGGUUUACAGCUAACGAGCAAAGCUAAAAUUUUACACUAUACCAAAAUCUGCUAUGCCUCAUAUUUAUUCCCAUUGUCCAUUUGAAGUCKAGAUGUUUCAUYCAUAAAUMUUGACUCAUGGCUGCUUAAAUUUGACACAUUUUUAAUUUGAGUUAAAAAUAACUCUGGAUUACUACGUGAUUACAACCUUAGAGAAAAAGAUGUGUAUAAAAGUACACAGUGUCUUUUUUUUUUGGUACUCUGCACAGCAUACAUUAURCAGAACUGGGCUGAGAUUACAUAACAGGGACCGGAACCUUUUUCCGGAUUGUUUUAAGUCGCUUUUUACCGGGARCGAUGCUCUUAAUUGUUCAUUUGGACUACAUCCGUAGCAGUUGUCAGACCUUUCCCUAAAAUAACCAAGUUUUAAUUGAGCCACAAUUGUAGCUGGCAAAUUAUAUCUGCUCAGCAGGGGAAGAUUCAUCAAAAGAUAAAAAAAAUAAUUGAAAUUCUUUGGUAUUUAUCGCUUCAUUCAUGUUGACAGAAUGAGUCCACGAACCAAGCACACACAUGCAGGGUAAUUUUAUUUAAUUUUUUUCCCAAUCGUUAGGGUGGAGACGCUUCUCAAAAGCACCUCAAUGAUGGUGUCACAGCUGGGAGAUUUGUCAGAUGUCUCAGAAGCCAGCAGCAACAAAGUUGUUAACCAUAUGCUACGCAAAUAAAUUCUCUCAGAAACCAUCGAACUGCAUAAUCAGAACAGAUAAGAAGCACAGAUAUAUUUCUUUCUGCAUUUAUAUUCAUUAAUUCUCUCUAUUUUUUUUUACAUUACACCAACAAACCUAAUAAGAUUAAUGGGGAUUUCUGUGAUAAACCAACAGAAAGUACCACAUAGAUGUAAAAUGGAAGGAAAGUCUUGAUUUUCUUUUUUUUUGUGUGUUUCUUUUCACAAAUUAAAAUCUGAAAAGUGUGGUGUGUAUUUUUACUCAACCCUCCUUGUAGAGGUACUGAGCAGAACCACCUUUUCUGGAUUGACAGCUCCAAUCUCAAAGUUUCCCAAUCAUUAUUUGAGAAACAGCUCUAGCUCAGUCAUAUCAAAUGUAAAUCUGCCACAGAUUUUGAAUUAAAUUCAGCUAUCRACUUUGACUUGACUAUUCUAAUACAUUAAUAUGAAUGACCUAAACCAGUCCAAAGUACCUCUGAAUGUAUGUUUGUACCUUUGUAUCUGUCUCAAGUCUUUUACCAUCAAUCUUUCUAUCAACCCAAAAAAAAAUCUCACCACAUCAUGAUGCUGGCAUGUCRUUCAAGUAGUUACAUUUUGACCUCAUCUGACCAGAACACACAUUUUAAAAAAAUAUUCCAUACAAGGCUUAGGGCAAACUGUAACCCCAGAUUUGUUUCAUACCACUUCAGGUCUUAUUUUGUCUAGUGUGGUGCACUAACGUCUAAUGAUGCAAAUUUUACACAAACRAUAAUAUUCCCCUCCUGCCAUCUAAUAAUGGCUAAUUUUCCUAAAUUACAUACCAAAUACCUAUAUUUCUUUCAAUUAUAUAUGAUAUAUUCAAACAAUUUCUGCUAAAUGCAGCGUCUGGUUGGCAGCAAAAACAGUAGUAAUGUAUUUUGUAUAUAAUUGUAAGUAAAUUCAUGCAGGCAUGGCAUUUAAGGAGGAAUGGAAAUUCCUUCAUGAAGGGCAAAUUGUUGAAGAAAAGCCACAUCAUUGAAGGUUGGCAGUUGUGUMAUUCUCUUUCCAUUUCUGAACAUUAAUCUGUGGGAUGWUCAGAGUUUUGAAUGUUGCUUUAUAAAUUUACCCUGGCUUUUCUUCAGUGGCAACAGAGUGAAGGGGGCUGAACAGAAAUUCACAUCACAAUUCAGGUUUUAAGUCAUAACAUUGUUUUUGUGUGAAGGUUUUGUGUUUUUCUGUUGCGUAAAAUCCCAGUGAAGGUGAUGGAAAGUUUAUGAAUACCCACAAUCAGUAAUUAAACAUGUUUCUUUUUUAUUAAGGUUAUUUUAUAUAUAUUUUUCUGCACUGAUGAACUCUGGGUUUCUUUCAGUUUCUCUUACAGUCAGUAUUUUAGCUUCCUCUGUGUUACAGUACUGUACUUGGCUUCUUCUUUCAUUUGUAAGUACAACUGAUGAGGUGACUUUAAACACUAUUCACUGUGUGAAAAAUUAAUCAUACAGGUGAAAAAAACAGGAUCUGAUUYAUACAUCUCUACCCGCCAUGUAGAUAAUGUAUAGAAAUGGAGCCUUUAGGUGUCUAACAGAUGUUGRUAAAAGAGAGUUUGUGCCAAAGCCAGCGCAAAUGUAGCGCUAAAAGCACCAAUGGCUGUAAUGGGAAAGUCUUAACUAGCUGCUUUCUUUAUCAUGUGAAACCAAAACUUUUUUUUCCCCCGCCCUCAACAUUAUGUUCUGUAGAAACACUAUUAGGAUCAUGUAGGUUAGGAUUCACCGCAAGUUUUGAGUGAGAUGGAUACACAAUCACCAAAUGUUUAAAAAAAAGAAAAGAAAAAAUGUGUCCAGAUUUAUGUCCUGCAAAUGUAUAUUGUACAGAUGAGCGGAGGUUUUCCCCAGGUGAACAUAAGUUAAUUUGUGAAGGGCUAUUACGUGCACUCCAGAGGAUGCACCGUUCAGUAUAAACUGUGUUAUUUGUCCUAUCAUCUGCUUGAUCUUGCAUGGAGGAAAGGCUGGUUAUCGCUACCGUCUGUUUCAACUCACCAACUGAGAGCAGAGUUACACACGUUAYCCUUCAACAGGGAUUCUCUCUCAGAAAGUGUGGAGUUCUGUAAAAGGGUAGUUCAGGACGUUUGAACUCUUAAAAUMUUUYCUGCAAAACAACAGAAUUUCUUGGCUUCUUCAUGUAAACCCRGAUUAGUUGAUUGCGGAGGCUAAAGCUARCGGCUAGUCCAGUGUAAAAGAAGGCCAAAGCGGUAGAGGCAAAUUYUAUUYACAUAGAAGCUGAUUUUUACCACAGGAAAUGGAGGUUGGAUGUUGUGCGUCACCAAUAAUCUGCCUGUCCRAAAUAAGUACUGAAAGCGAACCAUUCYAAGUGUUUCAGGUCAAAACAAGCAGCCUUUWAUUACAUUAUUAUAUUAACAGUGUAACAGUAAUAUUAUUUUUGCUUUAUUUUUGUAUCAGACUGGACUGAAUGGUUUGCAUGUUUUUAAGUGUUUCACACUGGAAGGUCAUUGGAGGUGAAAAUCCUCCAARAUCCUUUUCCCAUGAAAAUAAAAUUUGGCAGYUGCUGCUGAAACAACUUUCUAUUGCAGACAUCAGAAUUCACAAAAAAUGGUGUUCACWGGAACGAUAUGUGUUGUUUUUGAGAUCGGAGAAGGUAGAUUUAUAUUCUUUUARCUUCAGCCUCUGGAACCAAAGAAUUUGGAUUUGUACUAAAUGAAGACUCGAGUAUUUUUGUUUUGUUUUUUUUUAACUGCAGGAAAAAUGUUAAUGGUUUUUACCUUUUAAAGACAACUCCACCUCAAACGUCCUGACCUGUCAGUUGAGCCAUUGCCUCUCAUCUACUGGUAGCUUUURAAACAACAACCUUCAGMAUCAGGCGAGUGGCUCCAAAGUGUUUGUUUCCGGUGGUGUACAGCUGUGGAUAUGUACUUUUUAAUUGUGCUGUUACUUUUUUCUAUGUGCCUUGACACUUCAUACUGUCUAAAAUUCAUGUGACGACGGCAUUGCAGAGCGCUUUUUCCACACAAAAAAAAAAAAAAAAACUAACCGACCAAAGGUCUUUGUACUCUACAGACAGGUUGGCAAUGUAACCGUAACAGAGAACUGUUGGAUAUCUCUUUUUGUUAAUAUUAUAUACCCAGCUUACAUUGCUUAUGUUUGUCAAAAAGCCGAUGUUUAUUUGUGACUCUUUAUUGUCCCAUACGGUAUAUUAUAAUGUGAUCAACGAUUGUAAUGGACGGGUCAAUGUUCUUGUCUCUGCAAUUAAAACGCAGCCCAUGGUCUA
Molecule: messenger RNA, 10824 nt
Organism: Poecilia reticulata (guppy)
Lineage: Eukaryota; Metazoa; Chordata; Actinopteri; Cyprinodontiformes; Poeciliidae
Product: somatostatin receptor type 2-like
Biological process (GO): cellular response to estradiol stimulus; cellular response to glucocorticoid stimulus; neuropeptide signaling pathway
Cellular component (GO): neuron projection; plasma membrane
Molecular function (GO): somatostatin receptor activity; neuropeptide binding
Source: RefSeq, a predicted model, not a curated record